AUGACGUCACCGAGCUCGUCAUCGUCAUCAUCAUCGUCGUCGUCAUCGGCGACAGCGGCGGCUGUGGCAGGUAGGCCGGUUGUUCUUGAUGGCUCGUCGUCAUCGUCGGGCUCAUCGUCGUCGUCAUCGUCCUCGCCGUCCGAGCCCGGACGCUACCUUGGGACGUCUGUGGGGCUCGAGUCGUUUUCGGGCGACGAAGAGUCUGUGACGCUGCCGUCGACGACGCCGGUGGACGUCAUCUUCUCCAACAUGUCGUUUGCGAUCAAGGCGACCAAGGAAACGCCGGAGCGGCGGAUCCUGUCGGGAGUCUCCGGCUACGCGCGGGCUGGGACGCUCACGGCGCUGAUGGGACCGUCAGGCGCGGGCAAGACCUCACUGCUCAACGCCAUCGCGCAGCGGAUUGCAACGUCGUCUAAGAGUGAGCUCAGCGGAAAGCUGUAUCUCAACGGGGCGCGGGCGGAUGGAGACCAGUUCCGGGCGCUUGCCUCGUACACGGUGCAGGACGAUUUGCUGCUCGGCGACCUGUCGGCGUACGAGUCUGUGCUCUUUGCGGCGCGGAUGACGCUCGGCGGCGUGAGCGAUGGCGAGCGGAAGCAGCGGACCAACGCUGUGCUCGACGCGCUCGGCAUCGGGCACGUCAAGGACACGCAUGUGGGCAAGCCGGGCAUCAAGCGUGGCAUCUCGGGCGGCGAGCGGAAGCGGGUCAUGAUUGCCGUCUCGGCCGUCAACGACAAGCCGAUCAUGCUCCUCGACGAGCCGACGUCGGGUCUCGACGCGUCUGCAGCGUACACGGUGGUGGCGCGGCUGCGGGCGCUGGCGCACAAGCGAGCCAAGACUGUGUUGGCUACCAUCCACCAGCCGGCCAUCGACACCUUUGCGCUCUUUGACAACGUCAUGGUCCUCGCCACCUCGGGCCGGGUCGCCUACUUUGGCCCUGUUGACGCCCUCGCCUCGUACUGCUCGACCGUUCUCCGCGAGCCGGUCGGCAAGUACGUGAACCCUGCCGACCACAUCCUCAAGCUCCUUGACCCGCGCGCCGAGGCCAAGUCGGCCGACGGCGCGGACAAGGUCGCCUCCAUUGUCGACGCCUACCAGAGCCAGGCGUCCGAGCUCUCGCUCGAAUGGCCGUCGACGGCGUCUAGCACCGACUCGGACCUCGCGGACGCCCUCGUCGAGACCGCUGCCCAGCCGACGCCUUCGCUCUUUGCCCGCAUGCGCCACCUCGUCGGCCGCUCGCUGACGACUCAGAUCCGGUCCAAGGUCCUCACCCGGGCCCGGAUAGGGCAGACGAUUCUCCUUGGCUGCCUCAUCGGCCUCGUCUAUCUCCAGCUCGACCGCGGCGAGUCCGGCGGGCAGGACCGGCUCGGCCUGGUCUUCCUCAUCGGGUUCAAUCAGUUUGUGCUUGGACUCAUCGGCUCGGUCAACGCGCUCCCAUCGGAGCGCUCGGUCGCUGUCAACGAAGUCAGUGAUGGCAAGUACUCGGCCGGCAUGUACUUUGUGGCCAAGUCCAUCGCAGACACUCCGUUCCAGGUCAUCUUUGCCGCCAUCUUCUCCUCUAUUGUUUACUGGAUGGCCGGUCUCCGCUCCGACGUCGACAAAUAUCUCCUCGCCGUUGUUGUUGUUGUCCUCAUGUCGCUCAUCGGCUCGGCGCUCGGCUUUCUCGUUGCCGCCCUUGCCGGCACCACCGAGGUUGCGCUCGCCAUUGCACCGGCCCUCAUUGUGCCGCUCCUCAUCUUCUCGGGUGUCCUUGUCUCCAUCGACGAGGUCCCGGUCUUCCUCCGCUGGCUUCGGUUCCCCAACCCGGUCCGCUGGUCCAUGGUCGGCAUGGCAACCCAGGAGCUCGAGGACAUGACCUUUUCAUGCCCAGACCGCGCCGGCGGCUCGUGCCUCAUCCCCACUGGCGACGACUUUCUUCGCAUCCAGAGCGUGGACUCGGACGGCGGUAUCGGAACUGCCUUGCUUGUCCUCUUUGGCACGCUCGCCGUCAUCCGCAUUGCCGGCGCCGCUGCCAUGGUCUUUGCCGUCUCGCGUCAGCGCCGCAUGUAGGCCAGGUGCACGCGCGCGUGGUAAAUGAUUGAAAAGGAUA
Molecule: messenger RNA, 2086 nt
Organism: Thecamonas trahens ATCC 50062
Lineage: Eukaryota; Apusomonadida; Apusomonadidae
Product: ABC transporter
Exons: 1
Coding region: 1-2046 (681 amino acids)
Biological process (GO): transmembrane transport
Cellular component (GO): ATP-binding cassette (ABC) transporter complex; plasma membrane
Molecular function (GO): ATP hydrolysis activity; ABC-type transporter activity; ATP binding
Source: RefSeq, a predicted model, not a curated record